AUGGGUCGAGGCAAGAUUCCAAUCAAGAGAAUUGAAAACCAGACCACAAGGCAAGUGACCUUCUCCAAGCGCAGAGCAGGACUUCUAAAGAAGACUCAUGAGCUUUCAGUGCUUUGUGAUGCUCAGAUUGGCCUUAUUGUCUUCUCCAGCACUGGAAAGAUGUGCCAGUACUGCUCUGAGCCUUUGAGGAUGGAGCAAAUCAUAGAAAGAUACCAAAAGCUGACAGGGACCUGCAUUCCUGAGAAUGAUAGCAGGGAGCAACUAUUCAGUGAGCUUGCAGUGCUAAGAAAAGAAACUCGCCGUAUUCAACUAAAUAUGCGGCGCUACACUGGUGAAGAUAUGAGCUCCAUUCCAUUUGAGGAAUUGGGUGAACUUGAACAAGAACUAGAACGCUCGGUUGCCAAGGUUCGGGAUCGCAAGAAUGAGCUCAUGCAGCAGCAGCUGGAUAAUCUUCGCAGAAAGGAGCGAAUGUUGGAGGAGGAAAAUGGCAACUUAUAUCGUUGGAUUCAGGAGCACCGCGCAGCAUUAGAGUAUCAGCAAGGAACAACAAUAGAAGCAAAGGCAGUGGAGCAUCAGCAAGUUCUUGAUCAAUUCCCCUUUUGUGGAGAACCUAGCAGUGUGCUUCAGCUGGCAACCAUCCCUUCUCAGAUUCACUCAUACCAUCUCCAGCUUGGUCAGCCCAGCUUUCAUGGUUCUGGUGUUUAA
Molecule: messenger RNA, 705 nt
Organism: Manihot esculenta (cassava)
Lineage: Eukaryota; Viridiplantae; Streptophyta; Magnoliopsida; Malpighiales; Euphorbiaceae
Product: protein TRANSPARENT TESTA 16
Exons: 6
Coding region: 1-705 (234 amino acids)
Biological process (GO): positive regulation of transcription by RNA polymerase II
Cellular component (GO): nucleus
Molecular function (GO): protein dimerization activity; DNA-binding transcription factor activity, RNA polymerase II-specific; RNA polymerase II cis-regulatory region sequence-specific DNA binding
Source: RefSeq, a predicted model, not a curated record